CGUUUGCUAAAGACGGUCAUUACAUCCGGAAGUGACGUAGCAGAGUGUUAAAGGGCCGAUAAUUGUUAUUGUUAGCUUGUUAGCUAGCAGAGCAGCUGGUGAAUGGAGAUAUGACAGAGUAAUAACGUCUUAUUACAUGUGCACGAUUCAGUUAUUACAAACACAAAGUGAUGGAGGACGGAAACAGGAGUGAUGCUGCUUCCACAUCCAAGAGCCACGCAGGCUCACUCCACCUGCAGACUCUCAAAAAUGAGGAUGCCUAUGAAAUUACCAUCCCCUACGAAGAGAGCAACUUUGUGCAGCAAGGAUUUUUCAACCAGAGUGAUCAGAACUUUGAUGAGUCGCCCCCAUCUGCUGGCCCGUCUCAAAUAAACAACUCAUACAUGGUGAUCACCAACCUGCGGACCCAGCUACAGAUCUCUCUGGAGAAAAACUCUUGGCUGCAGAAAAGAAUUGAGGACUUGGAAGAGGAGAGGGACUUCCUCCGUUGCCAGCUGGACCGCUUCAUCUUUUCCACAAAGAGCCAGGCACAGGAGCCGAGUCAGAGCCAGUACAGUAACGGUUAUGAAUCCAGACGAUUCAACUGGAGGGUAAGAAGAGAAGAAGAUCGUCCCGUUGAGCAACCGAAGACAGAGUCUCAGCAUUUGCCCUCACGUCAGUUCAUCCAACGAAGGCCUGGCCCUCCAACCAUGGUGCCUUCCAAAAACCAUGUCUCCAGUCCACUAACCAAUCAGCUUGCCUCUAUAAAUGCUUUGUUCAACUCCACACAAUCCCAGGCCCUCUUGCAAAACCAUAGCCAUACUAGUCCCAAUACCACAGCCAGCGGCAACAGCAACAGUGCUACAAGGUCAUCCAUCAAUGAAUCUAGGGGACAGAGCCACAUGGGUCCAGAUUCACUUUCACUCUUGGGAGAAUCUGAUGAGUACUUGGAACAGGAAGGCUACCUUGAAGAAGAGGAAAUGAUAUCAGGGGAAGAUGUAAUGCAACAUACCAUCAACAGCAACGGACACCAAUUUAAGAGAAGGCGGAUCUUCCGAGUCCCGAGAGAGCGGCAAAGAGUGAAAGAUGCUGCUGGAGUGCUGUUUCGCUACAAGAAGAUCCUGCUUACAUACCAGCGUCUGAAAAACAUGUCUAAAGCCUUCAAUAUCCACGGUGUGGACCGCAACACAGUGGCUUCCACCACACCCAUUGCUGAGCUGCUACUAGUGGCCCCAGAGAAAGUGGCAGAGGUGGGCGAGUUUGACCCAUCCAAGGAGAAGUUGCUGGACUAUGCCCGGCGCUGCUACACUGUCCUGGAUGAGGAGACACUUAGCAGGGUGCAGGCUCUGAAGAAGAAUAACCUGCUCCUGCCCAUCUCCUACAGGUUUAGACACUGAGGGGAGAAAGACAGAGGAAUGGGACGUCUGUCUCUCUGUCAAACAGUGAAGUGGUGGUUAAGUGUGGAGAGAAAAGGCAGUUAGGUUCUGCUGCAGCAGGCCAGCUCACCUCCGAGCACAGAGAUGUCCAGAGGUAUGAGCAAUUAUUUUGCUAUCUCAGCGUCCCGGAUAUGGCCAUGGAAACUGCGACUGAGAUCCUUUGCUUUUCAGACAAAUAAACUUUUCACAUCUCACUUUUAUUAUCAAUAUGAUGAGUUUCUUUAAUAAUAAUAAUAUUACAGUAACAGUAAUUACUUAUCUCCUCCCGCCUUGAUUAUUGAAACUCUCUCCUCUAUGGCAUCAGCAACACCUCCAUCAAUAAACUCCAACUGGUUCAGAAUGCAGCUGCCCGACUCCUCACCCACACCAAAUCAUGGCAUCACAUCACCCCAGUCCUGAAAGACCUUCACUGACUCCCCGUCUCCCACCGGAUCUCGUACAAAAUCCUGACCCUCACCUACAAAGCCCUCCACCAACUUGCCCCCCCCAUCUCUCUGACCUCCUCUCCCCCUACCAACCUCAACGGUCCCUCAGAUCCACCUCAGCUGGUUUACUCUCCACCCCCAAGUCCAAACUCUGCAGCUUUGGGGACAGUGCAUUCUCCAGUGCAGCGCCCAAGCUGUGGAACUCCCUCCCAAAACUCAUCAGAGACUCCGAUUCCCUCACCAUAUUCCAGUCCCGCCUCAAGACCCAUCUUUUCUCCUCUGCUUACUUGUAGCCCCCCCCCCCUCCCCCCUCCCCCUACCCAUUUGUCCGUGUGUAUGUAUGAAAGUGUGCCUGUGUAUGUCGCCUGUUUUUGUCGUUCGUCUCCUGUUUGUCUCACACCGUUUUCCCCCCGAAUGUGUAAAGCGUCUUUGAGAUCUUUAAAAAAGCGCUUUAUAAGUUUAAUCUAUUAUUAUUAUUAUUAUUAUUAUUAUUAUUAUUAUUAUUGGAAUUGCUUGUCUUCAGUACUGAAAUGAAUGAGACCAACUUAGCUCAUUCAUGUUUCAGCCUCAACUUUUGUAGAGACACACAGACCUUUUCUUUCCUGAACAUCUGGAUCAGCUUAUGGCUAGUAGUUCAUUAACUGAUUGUCAACAUCAUUUCACUUCCUGAUGGUCUAAAUGAUUUUUAAGCAUAACAAUUUGGUUUCACUUCAUCUGUGUGCACAAUUCUAAAAAUAUGGUAGCUUUCAGUCACAAUGUCUGUAUAUGUUAAAAUUAUGCUGCACUCCAUAGAUUUUGUAGAAUUAAGAGGUCAUCAUCAUCAUCAUCAUCAUUUCAUUUUGUUUAUAUUGCUCUGUGUGUCUUUGUUGUAUUAUUUUUGGCAUUGUCAUUGUAUCCUCAACCAUUUUCACUUGCCUUAAUGCAAUUUUUGUGAUUUCCUAGCGCAGGUUUUGGGCCACUUUUACUCCCUGAACACCCACUCAUUUUGUCUCUUUUCCUUUCCAUUUCUUCUGGUAUAAAGGAGGGGAGAACUCUUAAAGAGAGGGACACAGAUGCGAACAUGAACUGAAUACAGUAAAGACUAGUCCAACAUUA
Sebastes umbrosus (honeycomb rockfish) is the source of this 2935-nucleotide messenger RNA. It is a transcript of the gene ccdc106a, whose product is annotated as coiled-coil domain containing 106a. The transcript is spliced from 8 exons. The coding region runs from base 171 to 1376 and encodes 401 amino acids. Gene Ontology annotation, cellular component: nucleoplasm. NCBI's taxonomy places the organism in Eukaryota, Metazoa, Chordata, Actinopteri, Perciformes, Sebastidae. The record is from RefSeq and is a predicted model, not a curated record.